AUGACUUUGAACCUUUUGAUGCUUCCCAUAGAUACUCUCCUAAAGGAUGAAGAGCAGGUACUAGAUGAAGGUAUUGGAGUUCUUACUCUCACCCAGGCAGUUACUGAUCUGGGCCGUAAUGUUAUUCCAGGCACAAAACUAUUGGAGACCGGGUCACCAGUUCCACUUUCCCCUCUCCAGAUGGCUUUGCAGGAGGCACGAAAGUGUGGUGAGGAAUUGGGCAUUCACGCCUUCCCCGUUAUGGAACAGGUGAACCCUAACACGGGACAGCGUGAGCGUACUUAUGACCCGCUUCCUUUUAAAACCCUGAAGGAGUUAAAAACAGCCUGUGCUCAGUAUGGGCCUACUUCCCCUUAUACUUUAACCAUCUUGGAAACUAUGGUCUCAGAGGCUCUCCCACCUAAUGAUUGGAGAGCUAUUGCCAAGGCUUGUUUAUCAGGAGGGGAUUAUCUCUUGUGGAAAUCAGAAUAUGGUGAAAAGGCUAAGGAAUAAGCUCCUUGUAAUCGAACUGCCCAGAUUAAUAUUUCUUAUGAAAUGCUGGUAGGAGAAGGAGCCUAUGCUGAUACUCAUAAUCAAAUUCAAUACCCCCAGGAAACUUAUGGGCAAAUUAAUGGAGCUGGGAUCAUAGCCUGGAAAAAGUUACCCACCUCUGGUCAGAAAACAGAGGAGCUCUCAAAAAUUAUUCAAGGGCCAGAUGAAAAGUAUCAGGAUUUUGUCUCUUGGCUAUUACAGGCUAUUGGCCGAGUAGUGGUGGAUGGAGAGGCUGGCAUGUUAAUAGUUAAACAGCUGGCAUAUGAAAAUGCCAACACUGCCUGUGAAGCUGCAUUGCGGCCCUAUCAAAGAAAGGGGACUCUCUCAGAUUAUAUCCGCAUUUGCACAGAUAUUGGUCCCUCAUAUAUGCAAGGAGUUGCCAUUGCAGCCGCAUUAAAGGGAACCACCAUUGAAGGAAUUCUUCAGCAACAGUUUAGCACAGGAAAAAGUCAGACACACAAGUGUUUCACUUGUGGAGGAAUAGGACACAUGGCAAAACAGUGUCCCUCUAAUAAAGGGGUUAGUAGAGAAAAUGGUAGAGGUCCCAAACAACCUGGACUAUGCCCUAAAUGUAAAAGAGGAAAACAUUGGGCAAAUGAGUGUAAAUCUAAAACAGAUGUCCAGGGAAAUUUCUUGCCUCAAUAGCAGUCGGGAAACUCCCGAAAGGGGCCAGCCCAGCCCCGGCAAAUAAUAGGGGCAUUGUCUGUUUACCCUCCUGUCCUUGUGCCGUCUCAAGGCCAGCUGGCUGUGCAGCACCCAGCCUGCCCCAGGGAGCAAAAUGGAUACAAGAGUUAUUCCG
Myotis daubentonii (Daubenton's bat) is the source of this 1330-nucleotide messenger RNA. RefSeq names its product endogenous retrovirus group K member 10 Gag polyprotein-like. Gene Ontology annotation, molecular function: zinc ion binding; nucleic acid binding. Gene Ontology annotation, biological process: viral process. The record is from RefSeq and is a predicted model, not a curated record. NCBI's taxonomy places the organism in Eukaryota, Metazoa, Chordata, Mammalia, Chiroptera, Vespertilionidae.